Thecamonas trahens ATCC 50062 is the source of this 975-nucleotide messenger RNA. RefSeq lists its product as uncharacterized. Gene Ontology annotation, cellular component: mitochondrial matrix. Lineage: Eukaryota; Apusomonadida; Apusomonadidae. The record is from RefSeq and is a predicted model, not a curated record. Bases 35 to 817 code for a protein of 260 amino acids. The transcript has a single exon.
CAACACACAACUCUACAAGUCACACUGGGUGAAGAUGUUGCGUCUAGGAAGUGGAGCAUUGCAGGCAGUGACAAUGCGGUGGGCGGCAGCGGCGACAGCAGGCGUGCUUCCGGCGUGGACGGGCGUCCGCUGUGAGUCGGGCGUGGCGCUGGAGGAGGCGCUGGAGAAGGAGCUGAGCGAGAGCGGGUCGCUUGAUGAGCAUGCGACGCAGCGGGAGUUUGAGGAUGCUGGCUUUGAGCUUUACAUCCACGAGCCGCUCGGUGGUGACGAUGAUGAUGUGCUCGGGAGCACGGUGUACGAACUGCGCAAGGCGCUAGAGACCGGCGAAGAGCUCUCGAUCGAGUUUGCGCUCGCUGACGAUGAAGAGGCGGCUGCUGGCGGCGAUGGCGAGCACGUGGACGUCAUCGGAGCGGCGAUGACUGCAGCCGAGGGCGGUGCGCCGCAAGGCGAGGUCCUGAGCCAGAUGAUGGGCGAGGAUCCAGGUGAGGACCUAGUGAGCAACUUUAAGGUCCAGUUGUCCAAGCCCAACGGCGGCGUGCUUGUUGCCGAGUGUGUGGUGGAGAAGGGCGACUACGCGGUGGAGAAGCUCAAGGUCGGCCAGCAGGGUGACCGCAAGCUUCGGGUCCACGAGUUCUCGCAGGAGGAGAUGAGCGUGAGCGUCGGUCACGAGGCCGACAUCGAGGACGGGGUGCUUGACUACCUCGAGGCCCGCGGCGUCGACGAGGCGCUUGUCGGGCGAAUCAACGCAUUCCUCGAGGAGCAGGUCCACCGCGACUACAUGGCGUGGCUCCGUGACAUGCGCGCGUACCUCGGGUGAGUCACGCUACGCGAGUGAGCGGCUCGCCCGGCGUUAAAACGUCGAUGCCACCCGCAGGCCGGACGAGACCGGCGGCGGGGCGGCCGACUCGAGCGCCGAGUAGUCAGAGAUCAUGGCCUCGACGGUCUCGAGCGCCUGGGUAAACGCCUCUUGCUCGA